Acanthoscelides obtectus is the source of this 4936-nucleotide messenger RNA. The record is from the annotation of a GenBank genome assembly. NCBI's taxonomy places the organism in Eukaryota, Metazoa, Arthropoda, Insecta, Coleoptera, Chrysomelidae.
CGAACGUUGGACACAUGUAAUCCGUCAGCGCUCUGCCACGCGAUGGCGAUGUGGCAAAUGGCCAUGUGUCCAACGUUGUAAGGCUAUCGCCACAUCGUGUGGGACCGGUUUGAAGGUUCAUUUGCCUUUAUUCAGCGCUGUUGCCAAAAUGCGACCUUGCUGCAUUUCUUUUUGAGAGAAUCGGGAAUCGACCCGCUGCGGGACCGUGACUGUGGCGACCUCAACCUCAUGAAAAAAGAAGAAAACUUUAGCGACGUAAUAAUAAUAAUACCAUGGACACAGCAGAUGACGCCGACGUGCCGACACUUUUCCUCUUGUGUCAAAAACUGUUAAAAACCAAAAAUAUGGGUAGAAAACUGUGAUUUUUGAGAAACGAAAAAUAUGAUAUUUGACCAUAGGGAUGUAAAAUAUUUAUAUGCCAGAUGAUUUAAAAUGAAUACCUUCGUCAAAUGCACAUAUUUAUUCCAAACAUUCCAGAAGUCAUGAGGUAAUCGACGUAUAACCAACUUUAUAUAGUGAUUAUGAGCUGAUAAUGGAUCGACAAAAGAUGUUUUGAUAAUAUUGGAAGAGGCAGACUGAUCUACAAAAGUAAAAUUGUAAAUGUAUACAAAUGCGGACGAAGAAUUUUAUGCUAACACUAUGUGUGGUCGUAUCUAUAAGUUUAAUAUUUAUCAUAUUUGGCCAACAGAAGCCAGAGAGUAUACAGAACAUUGUAUCAACUACCAACAAGCAAAUCAAGAAUUUCAAAGAUAAUCUACGAGAUGCAGAAGCAAAAACUUUGAAUGCUGAUGAGAAGUACUUACAUCUGUUGGGAUUCACACAAAGUCCUCGACUGUAUCCAACAAACAUUUGGAGAAAUACUUCUUUGCCUGUGGUAGUCACAUAUGUUUCAAAUGGAGAAGAGAGUCAGGCAGUUGGCCUCAUACUUAAUGUAGCAAAAAUUUUACCAAAUAAUACUAUUCUUGUAUAUAAUUUGGGCAUUAGUGACCAUGCUUUGAAAAUGCUUACAAACUAUUGUAAUAGCUCUAGAUGUCAAGUGAUCAACUUUGUUCUUUCCGAGUAUCCGUCACAUAUAAAUACUGAAUAUCAUGCUCAUCGGCCGCUUGUUAUACAGGAUGCUCUACACCAUACCGGUGCGAUAUUUUUUCUGGAGUCAAGCUACCGUUUCAUGCACAACGUGACGCAUCCCAUGAUCACUCGCCUCUUUGAGGAGAUGGCGAAAAAGAGUGGGGUGCUGGCGUGGCCUUUUGAUCUGAAGAACCCUGUCUCCAGCCUAACGCACAAAAAGAUGUUCGAAUACUUCCAUUCUGAUGCGGAGAAUUUCUUGUUCCUGCAGAUGGUUAGAGCUGAUGCGCUGAUUUUAGUUAACACUGUAAUGAUACAUAAUCAAGUGAUGCUGCCCUGGGUGCAAUGUAGCCUCACUCAGGAUUGCAUAUUUCCUAUUGGAGCUCAAUCCGCGGGCUGCAAAUUUGACAAAAAACCUCAAUACAGGUAUUCGGGGUGCCAUAGCUAUGAUGUAUCUGCACUGAACAUCGCACUAGGCCUGGCAUUUAAACAGGAUAGCAGCAGAUACACUUGUACGGAUGCCGUUACCUAUCUAGAGACGGUUCCAUUGACUCAAGCGGAAGCACUUCUCAGGAAACUAGAGCUGAAUGCAACCACCGAGGCACGGUCUCCCUUUGACACUUAGAAUGAAAUCAAUCUUGUUUUUUUUUUUUAGAUUCGUACGAAACUCAGUGAGUAUAUUAUGAACUGAAAUACUAGUAGGUUUUGCAAGUGAAUGUGUGAUGUUCUUCAGCGUUCAUCAUUUGACGUGUAUGGAUCUAUACGUGCAUCUAUAGAAAAUAUUUGCUCAAAUGUCAAAUGAAUUUGAAUGAAAAAAAAACAGCAAAUCGAGAGAAAAUUAGUUUUAUUUGUACCGUUAAUUUUUAUGGUGCAUCAUUAUGCGAGAUAAUACAGCAUCAGCAGAGGAUCAUUAUACCCGUUUUACAACAAUUUCUUCACACGAAUUUCUUGAAAGUCACCCUGAUUAUGUUUUGCGGUGUUUACAUCAAUGGACAAAUUCAUGAAUCAUCUGUCACUACUCAGUGCUGCCAACCACACAACAAGUUCUUGCUAGAAACAUUUUGAGCUUUUAUAUGGAUUUUAAUUUUGAGGCAAGUCUUAUAAACAGAAAACAUAUUGUCGAAUACUGUAGUUCUGUACUUGAAUUGAAAAUCCGCGGAUUUAUUCUCUUUGUAAACCGACAUUAAAAAUGUUUGGCCACAAAUAAUAAUAAUGUCUUUAUUUGGCUGAAAUUUCGCUUACGCUUUUUCACCACUUAACUGCAUACACGAUAGAUAAAGAUUAUACAAAGUUCUGAACACCUUGUCAAAACUACUGAGAUGAAGUAUGCAGCUUCAACAAGCCAAAGCGCAUAUUUUCUGUAGAAUUAAAAGGUCGGUAUUGUUUGAGGAUAGUAAACGAGGGAGAUAAUAAAGUUGAACAUUUAUUUUUAGGGCCAUAAAAAGAAGCUUACCUUUGUUGAUAUUGAUUAGACUAUUUUGGGUGUCAAGUUUGUACUGUCACAGCAAUACGCACUUUUAACUUCAUUUUUAUAUAACUAUAAAUGAACAGGGUAUAUGAAAAGGUAUUAAAAUAUUUAAGCUGACAGUGCUCAAAUAGCUUGCAAUGUAAGAUGCAUUUUAGUGUUUGUGGGAAAAGCGGAAAUUACAUAUAUCAAACGAUAAUUGAAUGUCUGAAAUGCUGCUGUAUAAGCGAUCAUCUAUCAGUAUUAUGUAUUUAUGCUCUCUACCAAACAACAAACAAGAAGAAAAAUAAUAGGGGCAUUUCACGUGAAGCGGACAGCGAAAAAAAGUGAGGUUUUUGAAAUUCGUUCAUAUUGGGCCUGUUUGAACAUCUAGAAGGUGUGAAAGAAAAAACACGUUUUUUCUUUCGUUCGUUUGCUAGUUGGGGGUUUCGAAAUAGAAUCCUGAUUUGAAAUUGGGAUUUUUUCGAAUUAUGAAAUUUUCUGUACUUUUUGAAAUUAGAAAUUAAAAAAAAUUAAUAUGCUAAACUGGAAGUAAAUAUUCUUCGAUUUUUUUUGUUUUUAAUUUUUUAUUCCAAAAUAUAACUUAAAUUGUGCUCAAAAUGCAUCGGAAGUUUUAAGGGGAUACGUAUUUUUAUGUACGGAACAGGCGCCUAACGUCAUACUCAUACAUAAAAAUACGUAAUCUAGUUAAUUAAUUCGCAUUCGCAUACCAUGGAAAAACUUCCGAUGUAUUUUACACACACUUUAGGUUAUAUUUUGGAGUAUAAAAAAUCAAAUAUAAAAAAUGCGAAGCUGUCUAAAGUUUGGUUUGAAAUGUUUAUUUCCGGUUUAGCUCCUUAUUUUUUUUUUAAUUCACAUUUGGUUUUUUAUCAAACAGUACAGAAAAUGUCCUGUAUAAAUUCUACGUUUUAUAUUCCAUUUCAGGUCGAAAAAAUUCCAAUUCGAAGGCCAUAACGAGUCACUAAAAAAAGAGUCGUAUUUUCUCUUCGACACUUACUAAAUGUUCAAAUAAGCCCAAUAUGAACAAAUUCUAAAACCUCACUUUUUUUGCUGUCCGCUUCACGUGAAAUGUCCCAUUAGUGAUAUUAAUGAUUUUUCAGUGCAUUCAAAUGAAGUUUCAUCUGUGUUAAGGUACCUCCUUCUACUCAUCAUCAAAAGUCAAUUAUUCCGAGAUUGUAGUUAAUAGUAAGAUAUCUUUGCUGCUUUUACAGGUCUUCUAUUUGAUAUUCUGUUAAUAUUGCAUGGCUUCUUCCGAAGAAUAAUAAUUACGUCGGGUCUUUUAAGCUUGUUAAAAAUAUCAAUGCACAUCUCUCUAAAAACUUGUUGGUUGGUUAUUCUCCUUUCACUACAUAUUCACACACACACAAUUCCAGAUAAAGUCAAGCUACUUAGCGACGACGAGCCAUUCAGAAUGGAAAUAAAAUGCUUUAUGGUCAACAAAACAUACUACAACUUUGAUCAGUUCUUCAGCAGUGACUUUUCAGAAUUCCACUACUUCUUAAUUUGUUUGUGCUAUUUGAAAUUUUUGUGGUUGCUAUAGUGUUUUUUAUUAACCUGUUGUAUAUUUUUUCAUGUUUAUUGUUGCUUUUUUAUUUUCUUUGCUGAUAAACAUCAUAGUUGUAUUUUGUUUGACUUCUAGAAUUCUAUUUUCAUUUAUUCAGUGUAGUCGUGUUUCCAAACAUAAUCACCACGCCUCAUUAUCGGAUAGAAUUCUUGAACAAACGCAUAAUGAAAUUUUACGAAACUCGCUUUCUGUGGCAAACAGAAUUGAUUUACGAGUCACAGCGCUAUCUCUGUUGCUUCAGAAUUCCAUAAUGCGGCUGAAGCAUAUUCAUUAAAUAUUUUUAACACCGUUAUAUUUUUAUACCGUAAAUUAGUUCAACAAUAUAUGACAUGUACAUACAUACGAACUACGGACUAGAACUAAGCUUAAAAUAGUCCAAUAAAUAUAGACACUGUCUUACUUUGAUAUCAGUAAAAAAGUAUAAUUAUUGGGUACUUGCCGAUGUUUAUGAUAUCAAGGUGUAUUUUAGAUAGUCUUGACAUUUCUGCGCUUCGGAGCCUUAUUGCUAUUAAACAGACCAAGUUUCCAUUUGAAAUCGAUCAUGUUUUAUAUUUUUAAUUUCUACGGUGAUGUUUAUGUUGUACCAAAUAAAAGGUGAUCACGUGUAUAUAAUAAAACUAUAAUAUUUAUUAUGUAAUUUAAUAUUUGUCUGCGAUGGAUUCUACUUAUAUUUAAUGCUUGUUGCCUUUUUUAUAUUACAUAUGUUAUUAUCAACGGUCUAGUCGUAUUAAUCUUAAAAAUGCAAUUAUCUUUCAUAUUAAUUAGUAACAAAUAAUUUUAAACAUUCAUUGCAGACAAAAAUGACAUUAUGUUCAUAUUUAUAGUAUAUAGGAAAAUAAAAG